GUCUCAGGCACUCUCUGGCAGUCUCUGCCUCCCAGGGAACAGUCAGUCUCUGCUAUUCAGAGGCAUCAUCACGAUGGACCCAGCCGCCCCAGCCACCCGCAUGACCUCCUCCUUCACCAUCAACAUUUCGACGCCCUCCUUCUACAACCAGCCCAAGAAGUUUGCACCCGUGGUGCCCCCCAAACCCAAGGUGAACCCGUUUAAGGCCCCGGAAGAAGCAGAGCCCAAGAAUGCCUCGGCAGGAUCUCUGGAAGGCCCCGGCAUCAAGGCUUUCUUAGGAAAAGUCGGAGCGUUCCCGCCCGCGGCGCCAUCUAGCGGAGAGCUGGAAGAAUUUAUCCUGCCGCCUCCCCCUCCCAGUGAUGACUCCGUCUUGAGCCCCACCGUGUGUUUCCCGCCUCCUCCACCCUCCUUCAGUGAUGAUAUUCUCGGCUCCCCGACGUCUAGUUUCCCCCCUCCUCCGCCUCCUGAGUUUGCCGAGCCCUUCCCGCCCCCCGCAGAGGAAUCGUUCCCAUCACCACCUCCAUUGGAGGAAGCCAACGAUAUCCAGGUUCCACCACCUCCUCCGGCUCCACCCAUUCCAGUGGUAUCUGCACCGAAACCUCCUGCACCAGUUCCUUCCAAGCCCACUGCCCCAUUAAUGUUUACUCCAAAAACUCCUCCUUCAGUUACCCCCAAGCCUGCUGGCCCGGCUUCUUUCACCCCUAAGCCCCCUGCUCCUGCACCAGUUGCUCCAAAGCCCGCUUCCCCAUUUGUACCGAAAGUCUCUGCUCCUCACAUGUAUUCCCCUUCACCACCUGCUGCUAACCCUCCACCGGCUCAGACCUUCUCUCCGAAGCCAAGCGCACCAUCAUUUUCUCCAAAACCGGCCCCACCUCACACCUUCACUCCACAGCCUUCUGCUCCUCACACAUUUUCUCCCAGGCCCACAGAGGCAAGCGCAGAGGCUCCACGACCAGAGCAAAAGUUUCCACCAUCGCAGCCUGUGAUUUCCGAACCUCCUGCGUCCUCCGUACCGUCAUCUGUGCGGUCCCCGGGAUUCAGCUAUGCAAAUCAACGAGAAAAGCCUCAAGUGCUUGAGAAAGCCAGGCCGGAUGAAAAAGUCAGGAUUGCAGCCCCGCAGAUGGAGCUCAGCAGGAAUUUUGUGCCACAAGAGAGUGUGAAAAGCGGGGUGAUAAAAGCCAAUGGGACACCUAGUCCCAAACCACACCAAGAAAAUUUUCAGGUGGCAAGACCACAGUCAGAUGGCGUGCAAACCAGAGGACCUCAGCCAAGCCUGCAAAGACCUUCGGAGCCUAUUAGGACUGCUGGCUCAAUUGGCCUAAACAUGAAGGAAGUGGAAGAGCUGGAGAUGCUGACUCAGCAGUUAAUGCAGGAGAUGGACAAACAGCCUACCGCAGAAGGACACGUCAUGGAUCUCUGCGGAUUCUGCGGUAAGGGUCUCUCUCGGACUGAGACGGUGGUGCGAGCCGGGGAACAUUUAUUUCACGUACAUUGCUUCACGUGCUCCAAGUGCGACCAGCAGCUCCAGGGCCAGCAGUACUACGAGAAUAAAGGGCGUCCGCUGUGCGAGGACUGCUACCAGGACACGCUGGAAUGUUGUGCAGUGUGCCAAAAGAAGAUUACUGAACGUUUGCUGAAGGCGAUGGGCAAGGCCUACCACCCAGAAUGCUUCACCUGUGCGGUGUGCCACCGUCCUCUGCAGGGCGAGCCGUUUAUAGUGGACCAGAAUAACCUGCCCCAUUGCGUCCCAGAUUACCACCGGCGGUAUGCCCCUCGCUGCUCAGUUUGCGGGGAUCCGAUUGCCCCCGAGCCUGGCCGGGAUGAGACGGUGCGGGUGGUGGCUCUGGAGAAGAACUUCCAUAUGAUGUGUUACAAGUGUGAGGACUGCGGCAGUGCUCUCUCUGUCGAGGCUGAUGACUCUGGCUGUUUCCCAUUGGACGGCCAUGUUUUGUGCAAGAAGUGCCACGUGGUGCGCUCUCGGGCUGUUCACUGAUGCCACCCUCGAAGCCACCUCCUUACUACGAGUACAAGCCUUGUCCACCAAAGACUCUUGGACCUUCUGACCACACCCGUCCAUGCUGCUGCUUCUACUGUAGUUCAGUGUUAUGGAUAUUAAUCAGUUUACAGCUUCUGCCGAAACUGAUAGUUAACUGCUGGUCAGCCGUCACUUAGCUGCUAACCACUAGUUAGUAAAUCUUUGCUUUUUAGCCUGCCAGAAAAAAA
Molecule: messenger RNA, 2223 nt
Organism: Nanorana parkeri
Lineage: Eukaryota; Metazoa; Chordata; Amphibia; Anura; Dicroglossidae
Gene: ZYX
Product: zyxin
Exons: 9
Coding region: 74-1993 (639 amino acids)
Biological process (GO): transforming growth factor beta receptor signaling pathway; integrin-mediated signaling pathway
Source: RefSeq, a predicted model, not a curated record